Molecule: messenger RNA, 3153 nt
Organism: Pochonia chlamydosporia 170
Lineage: Eukaryota; Fungi; Ascomycota; Sordariomycetes; Hypocreales; Clavicipitaceae
Product: protein kinase (Chm1)
Exons: 5
Coding region: 1-3153 (1050 amino acids)
Biological process (GO): intracellular signal transduction; protein phosphorylation; regulation of MAPK cascade
Cellular component (GO): cytoplasm
Molecular function (GO): protein serine/threonine kinase activity; ATP binding
Source: RefSeq, a predicted model, not a curated record
AUGUCUCGGCAGCAACGCGGCCCUGGGACUACAUUAGCUAAUACGGCUAUCUCGACGGUUCCAGGUACCACAACAACCACUUACUCCGGCUCUACAGUCCCACUGCCAGUUGCACGACGUCAACAUAACAACGCAUCAGGAUUCGUAGCCUCUCCGGUACGACAGCAAGGAUGGGUUACGGUUAAGGAAGGAAGCUUCAUUACUGCUUGGAAGGACAGAUACUUGGUCCUACGCAAGGAGUGGCUUGACUUCUGCAAAUCCGAAGGCGGCAAGUCCGCAUAUACCCUCUUUCUGAGUGAUGUGGUUGGCGUUGGUCGUGUCGAAACUGGUACUCCCAUCCUGGAGAUUAAGAGGAGAGGUAAUUGUUCUUCAACUAGUCCUGGCGAGAAGGAGGGCGAGUUCCGGGUCAUGCACCUGAGGACCAAAACGGAGGACGACUUGUACAAAUGGAUUGACUGCAUAUACAUGGCAUGCCCUGGACUGGGUGGUGUGAGCAAUCCCACCAAUUUUUCCCAUGCCAUCCACGUUGGAUUCAACCCAGGCAGCAAGGAAUUCGUUGGUCUGCCUCACGAGUGGGUUCAACUGCUAAGUGCGUCCGCAAUCACCAAGGAGGAUUAUGCACGAAAUCCACAAGCCGUCAUCGAAGCCGUCGACUUCUAUUCGGAUUUGACCAAAAAGACAGACAACCCCGAGGAGUACCUAGCUUUGUCACCAACUUCAGCAAAUCGAUUACUCGAAGAGCUGACCGAAGACCCUGACAUUGAUGCGAUUGCCGCAACUUCUGCCAACAUUUCAUCUGCGCCUCGGGCAAAUGCAUAUCUCCCGCAAGGUGCUAACAGCAAGCUCACUUUCCAACAACAUGAGCAGAGAAGAGAAAGAAGUCAAGAAAGGGUACCCAAUUUACCGAUCGAGAAUCUCUCAAUAUCCAAUACCGAGUCCUCCAGUAGGGUCGCUCCCAAUGCCAGGCAAGACAUCCAACCCCUCCGUCCUGCACCCUUGGCUCCAAAGCUACGAAGAGUUCCUCCUCAGCCGGUUCGCCCUGCUGCGGAUCAAUCACCAACCAAGACAGUUCCAGACAAGUCAACACUUGAGGUGUCUGUAACUCGACCUGAACAGGUCUCGAAACCAGCCCAGGACCCUACUUUGACAGCCAUUCCAGUUCCGUCGAAGAGGAGACAAGCCGUCCGGCAUCUCACCACAUCAGAAGCGGAACUCAUCUCAAAGCUGCAGGCGGUUGUAUCUGCAGGAAAUCCAGAUCACUCCUAUUCGAGGCAAAGGAAGAUUGGACAAGGCGCCUCCGGUUCAGUCUACGUUGCAAAGAUCAAAGACACCGCAGUUGGUGUUGCUCAAGAUAUUAUGCUUGAGCGAGGUCUGAAUGCUCGCGUGGCCAUCAAGGAAAUGAGCCUUGCGCGCCAGCCUCGCAAGGAGCUUCUCGUGGAUGAGAUAAUGAUCAUGAAAGAGAACCGGCACGAAAAUAUCAUUAAUUUCUUGGAUGCAUUCUUAGUGAAUGAUAAUAGGCAGUUAUGGGUUGUGAUUGAGUACAUCGACGGUGGUGCAUUGAACGAUAUCAUCGACAACAACUUGACGAUCCCUGAACGGCAUAUGGCGACCAUUUGUAGGGAGACUUGCCAAGGCUUGCAGCAUCUGCAUUCUAGGCGCAUCAUUCACAGAGACAUCAAGAGCGACAAUGUUCUCAUGGACAGCAGGGGACACAUUAAGAUCACCGACUUUGGAUUCUGCGCGAAACUCAACGAGCGACGAUCCAAACGCGCAACAAUGGUGGGAACCACGUACUGGAUGGCCCCCGAAGUUGUGAAGCAAAAGAACUACAGCUACAAGAUUGAUGUAUGGUCUCUUGGUAUCAUGGCUAUUGAGAUGGCUGAAAUGGAGCCCCCUUAUAUGGACGAGGAGCCAUUAAGGGCGUUGUACCUCAUUGCGACGUCAGGGACACCACCACUGCGGCAUGCCGCCAAGCAUAGCCCAUUGCUCAAGUCAUUCCUAGCCAGAUGUCUAAGAGUGGAUGUCGAGCAGCGUGCCUCGACGGAUGAGUUGCUGGACCACGAAUUUCUGAACUCUGGGGGGUCUCAGGAAACUCCUGACACUGAAGUUCCUCACAUCCGAACAUACUUCUACAUCGGAGGAGAAUAUGCCAAAGACGAAAAAGGGGGCCAUUUCUUCCGCGAUCAAAUGUACGUGGAGAAACUGGUCCCAGCUCAAGGGGUGACACAAAAGAUUCCCAUAAUAAUGAUGCAUGGAAAUUGUAUGACUGGCACGAACUUCCUCAACAAACCUGAUGGCGGCCGUGGCUGGGCAUCAGACUUUCUACUCCAAGGCUACGAAGUGUACAUCAUAGACCAACCACUCCGCGGGAGGUCAGCAUGGCAUCCCGGCGACGGCGUUCCAUCUCCAUCCACAUAUUCCGCUGAACUCAUGCAAGAUCGGUUCACGGCUCCAAAAAGAGCGAUGCAAUGGCCUCAAGCUGCGAAGCAUACACAGUGGCCUGGCACGGGUAUCAUGGGCGACCCCAUCUUUGACGCAUUUUACGCAUCGACAGUCCAGUUCAUCAACAAUGAGACAUACCUACAAAUACGGACACAAAAAGCCGGCGCAUCUCUGUUAGACAGGAUUGGAAAACCCGUCAUCUUGCUCGGCCACAGCCAAGCAGGUGCCUACCCACCGCUAAUCACAGACAUACGGCCACAUCUCGUUCACGCCAUGAUUCUCCUGGAACCAAAGGGCCCGCCGUUCCAGGAAGCCGUGUUUAGUGCGGCCAAGACACGGCCGUGGGGGAUAGUCGACGCACCCAUCACGUAUGAUCCGCCUGUGGUAGAUCCAGAUAGGGACUUUGUCAAAGUGAAGCAUCCGCCGGCUGGGGCGGACUUGUCGGAGUGUGUGUUGCAGGCGAGGGAGCCGCCGCCGAGAAGGCUGAAGAACCUGGUGGAUACGCCGAUACUGGUGGUUACGGCGGAAGCGUCGUAUCAUGCUGUGUAUGAUUAUUGUACGGUUGAGUUUUUGAGACAGGCGGGUUGUGGGAGGGUUGAGCAUAUGGAGUUGGGGAGGAUGGGCAUCCGUGGGAAUGGGCAUAUGAUGUUUUUGGAGAGGAACAGCGGGGAGAUUCAGAAGGUGGUAGAGGAGUGGAUUCAGAAGUUGUGA